GAACACUGAAGGUGAAUCUGCUGGCAACGAUGGAAUUCAAUGCAAUCUAGUGGUAAAUCCGGGUAACAAGAUCUCUACCGUGAAGUUAACUGAUGAUAAUUUUCUUUCGUGGAAAUUUCAAGAUCUCACUGCCCUAGAAGGUCACGGUUUAGAAUCACAUUUGGAACAUGAUCCGCCUUUUAAAUUCCUUCAGCCAAUCUUACACAUGCUGCUGCUAUGGGCAAAGAGAAUGAUGCUCCUAGAAAUAGCGCUCAGUUUGAGAAUAACCAUGGGGCAACUAAUCGAUUUCGAGGUUGGAACAAUAAAGGAGGCCAAUAGUGGAACAAUAGAGGUCGAAUUCAGUGCCAAUUGUGUGGCAAAUUUGGUCAUACUGCUUCAAAGUGCAACUUUCAUUUUGAUCCAAGAGUUCAAAGACCUCCUUCCUCUGGUUCUAGUUCUUAUUCUCCUCAGUACCAAACGGCCAAUUUCUCCUCAAAUGUCUGCACUGCUUACUACUCUACAUUUGAAUCAUGAUACCAACUGGUAUCCUGAUUUGGGUGCAACUAAUCACCUCACUCAUAAUUUCAACAACUUGGUUGUUGGUACAGAAUAUCUUGACAGUAACCAAGUACAAGUUGGGAAUGGUGCAUGUUUCGACAUCUUUCAUUUUGGCCAUUCUUCUUUUCAAUCUCCUACUAAUCGUAUUCUUCAUCUUAAUAAUUUACUUCAUGUUCCUCAAAUAACUAAAAACCUCAUAAGUGUCAGUCAGUUUGCCAAAGAUAACUCGAUAUUUUUUUAAUCUCAUCCUCUUUUUUGCUAUGUAAUGGAUCCACAUACUGGCCAAAUACUUCUUCAAUCGAGGGACUCUACAUGAUGGAUUGUACCGGUUUCAACUCUCUUCUCUUUUGUCUGCCAAUCUAUUUUAAGCUCCCUUUGCAUCUCAAGCUUUGACUACUCAGACUUUUCCAGUUUCAUAUUCUGUUUCUUCUUGUCAUUCAGCAUCUUUGUCUUCUGUUGAUUUGUGGCAUAGGCGACUUGGGCAUCCGACCCUUCCCAUUGUUAGACACAUAAUAAACUUGGACAAACCAUGUACAUCUUCUUCUAUGUCUAUGAAUUUUUGUAAUACUUGUGCUAUGGGCAAAACUCAUGCUCUUCCUUUUGUUCCUUCUACUACUGUUUACACAGCUCCCCUGCAAUUAAUUAUAUCUAAUUUGUGGGGACCUGCUUUUACCGCCUCUAACAAUGGCUUCAAAUACUAUAUUAGUUUUGUUGAUGUUUUCUCUCGUUAUACUUGGAUUUAUUUUCUUCAAUCCAAGUCGAAUGCGUUUUCUAUUUUUCUUCGGUUCAAAACUAUUAUUCAAAAACUUCUUGGUUGCUCUAUUCUUCAUUUUCAAUCUGAUGGGGGUGGGGAGUUUAAACCAUUUACUUCUUUUCUUCAACAACAUGGCAUUGAAUAUAGGAUUACCUGCCCCUACAUGUCUCAACAAAAUGGCAUUGCUGAGCGCAAGCAUCGUCACAUCGUUGACACUAGUUUGACCUUAUUAUCUCAAUCCUCCAUGCCUUUAUCCUUUUGGGAUGAUGCAUUCUCCACAUCUGUAUAUCUUAUCAACCGGUUACCGACAACAGUCCUUAGUGGAGUGAGUACUUUGGAGAAGUUAUUUCACUACAAGUCUGAUUAUUCAUGGUUAAAUGUGUUUGUGUGUCAAUGUUUUCCUUGCUUGCGUCCUCACAACUCCCAUAAACUUAAUUUUCAAUCUCAACCCUGUACUUUUCUUGGUUAUAGCAGCACCUACAAAGGAUAUAAAUGUCUUUCUUUCGAAGGAAAGGUUUUUGUGUCUCUACACAAGUAUCCCAAACUUUGUCCUCCUCUCCCUUAUCCAUUUCUGUUCGGUCCUCAUCUCUUAUACCUGCAUCUGCACUACUUGCGUCUGCUUCUUUGCCUGUAGCUACUGCUGGUUGUUUAAAUUCUGCACCUAUUAAUACCGUGGUUGCUGCUCCUAUCACGAUUCCUAAUACUAUUGUAUCUCUCAAUGAUG
Molecule: messenger RNA, 2015 nt
Organism: Momordica charantia (bitter melon)
Lineage: Eukaryota; Viridiplantae; Streptophyta; Magnoliopsida; Cucurbitales; Cucurbitaceae
Source: RefSeq, a predicted model, not a curated record